AUGUCACCAGACAACUGGUCAGGUGUUCUCCGCAUUGUUGGAUUGGAGCUCUGUCUCUCGCUCAUUUUCAUCUUCACCAAGAUCAAGGCAGCUUCAAGCAACACGCUUUCCCUCUCAAGUUCCCCACUGCAUCCAGACCAGAUACCAAGCAAGCAAAGCAACCUUGUCAAGCAAGAAACUCCCGUCAUGAGUGGGACCGUGAAGGCGGUCGGCCUUGCCUGCCUCGUUGCCUUGGCCGUGGCCGCCGCAACUGUCACCGCACUCCCGAUUUCGUCCACACCAACAGCUCUGCCCAUCUCUGCAAGCACCACGACUGAGGAGUCCUCUGCCUCAACCGAAGAUGCCACGACGACAACCACAACUACACUCCCUGGCUCCACGACCGAGUCCUCUGCCUCAACCGAAGAUGCCACGACGACAACCACAACUACACUCCCUGGCUCCACGACAAGCGACGCCGAAGGCGGCAACCAAAGCACAAGCUCGACCUCCAGCUCGACCUUUGCGUCCACCACUGCUGAGGGCGAGGAAGAAGACGACGAUGACAACAGCUCGACCUCCAGCUCUACCUUUGCGUCCACCACUGCUGAGGGCGAGGAGGAGGACGACGACGACAACAGCUCAACCUCCAGCUCAACCUUUGCGUCCACCACUGCUGAGGGCGAGGAGGGAGGACGACGACGACAACAGCUCAACCUCCAGCUCUACCUUUGCGUCCACCACUGCUGA
Messenger RNA from Salpingoeca rosetta, 729 nucleotides. RefSeq lists its product as uncharacterized. Bases 1 to 729 code for a protein of 242 amino acids. Lineage: Eukaryota; Choanoflagellata; Craspedida; Salpingoecidae. The transcript has 2 exons. The record is from RefSeq and is a predicted model, not a curated record.